AUGAAUGACUACGUCAAUAAAAUUGAACCGGAGAACACAAAGUAUUCGUUAUUUCAGUUACAUCCAAGUUCAUGUACUGCUAUGGAAACUGAGGUGGAGAUAACAGCCAUGUGUUCAUUUUCAGACUUACUAUUUAUUGGAACAAGCAAGGGUUUAGUAUCUCAAUUGAUUAUUCAAGAGUUGUAUGACAAUAAAACAUCAUUUUGUUUCAGUAAUGUUCUAUCAAGGAGAAUAUUUAUCAUGAAUUUUAUUCCAUCUUUCAAAGGCGUUUCAUCAUUUCAUUUGUGCUCUUUCGAUGAUGAAAAAGAGAAGCUGUGCAUAGGAUUUAAAUCGGGUUUAAUCCAACUACAUCAUAUUUUUGUAUCGACAUGUAUGCUUGUUUUUGAGACCAGGUUAACAGAAGUUCCACAGUCUCUUUGCAUCUCACCACACUUUUUAUGUGUUGCAUCGGACAGUAGUUACAUAUCAAUAAAUUUACGUACAAACAGUACUACAGAGUUAUUGCGUUCAGUAAAAGAACCAGUACGGAAUUACAUAGUCUAUUUUACUCAGAAUGAAUUUAUUGUUUCUGGUCCAGGAUCAUUGGGUAUUAUUGUCGAUGCUAAUGGUGUGUCUCAUCGUGCACCACUUCAGUUAUCACCAAAUAUAGUAGAAGUUUUUGUGUGGAGAAAUUAUUUCUUCACUAUCACUGACGAAUUUUUUACCAUUCACAACAUCUUGACACAAUCCCAGAUACAAACAAUAAAUCUUCAAAAGCCAUCUGUAGCUUGUUUUUCUGCUGAUGCUCAUUUGUUAUACUUUACUGGAACAUCUGACUGUAAUACUGACACUACAUCCAUCAGAAAUAUUCAAGUCUUAGGACCAGAACGUUGGGAUUUGAUUGCACGGAGGUUCAUCUUAACUGGUUGUCUUAAACAAGCUUUCCUUGUACAACAACAAGAACGAAAUCGUCUUACUCAAGCCAUGCAGUUGCAAGUUGAGAAAUUCAAACAUGAACAACAGUUAUUCGAUAAGAGACGUCAACAGGUACUUGGACUUUUAGGAUUUUAUCAUUUUGAAAAGGGUGAACUAGAUAAAGCAGCUUCCUACUUUGAACAGAGCACUAUAGACAUACGUGAAAUUCUGUUUCGGUAUCCUGAUCUCUUGCCAAAAGGUUGUUAUUUUAUGCCAAAUUGGUUUUACAAACUACAUCAGACUAAUCCCGAAGCUAAUCAUAAUAAUGACGAUAAUGCUCAAACGUCUGGAAUUAAUUUGACUAGUGAUUUGUGCAUUUUAAGAGCUGCAGAAGAUUCAGCUAAUGAUGAUCAUGAUCUAACAAUUAGUUCAUCAUGGUUAUUAAAAUAUGAAGAAUUCCUUUUCAACUUUUUGCGUAAACAUCAUAAAAGUAAAUUUGUUGAGAAGCAUUUACAUUUUGUAGAAACUGCUUUAGUCAAACUGUACGUUCGAUUACAACAGGCUGGUAUUCAACCAUAUCCCUAUGAAUUAAUCAUUAAUACGUCUUCUAUUGAUUCUCAGUCAGGUGAAGGUGGUCUCACUAAGUCAACUAACAAUAAUAAUCAAGAAAAUAAUAAUGCUUACCAUGCUUUGGCGCUUAUUUAUCGUUGGCAAGGUAACCUUUCAGGUGCAUUGGAAAUAUGGCGAAAAUUAGUUUACAAUGAACUAAAUGAUUCAAGUUUUCCAGGAGUAGAAUUUUAUAUUUCUAUACUAUUGGACCUAUCCGCGCAUAAUUCGACUGACACUCAGAAACAAUCACUUUAUAAGGGAGCGGCUAUUCAUUCGUCAAAUGAUGUAAAUUAUGAGUUCUCUGUUUAUGCUGAAUUAGUUUGGAAUCAUUUUAUGCAAGCUUUAACAACUAAUCAUGAGAAUAUAGCUGAACAGCUCAUGCUACGUUUUCCUAUUCCCUCAAGUUAUGUUAAUUCAUCAUGUGAAUUGUCUGUUAUUGAAGGCAGUACAACCGAAACGUCCUUGGAAAGUAGCCUCGCACCAUCCCAAAUUCUAUCACCUAAUCAUAUUAUUCAAAGUCUUAUUUCUUCAUAUCCAAAUAUGAUAAUGACUUAUUUGAAACAUUUGUGUUCUUCUCUGCCCAAUUGUCAUCCAGAAAAUCAUAAUCUGUUAGGCAAACUUUAUUUAAAUACCCUAUUAAUGAAAUUAAGGAGUACUGACAAUUUAUCUGAUGAUGAAAUGAAAAAACAAAUCCGUAAAUUGAGAACUGAGUUUUGCCAACUGAUCCGUUAUUCAUUAUUGAUAUCACAUAAAACACUACUGGACCGUUUAUAUAAUGAGAGUGUUGCAGUUCAAAAGAAGCUCGCCUAUGAACUAGCGAUUCUUGAAGGGAAGGCCAAUAAUCAUGUGAAGGCUUUAAAAUAUCUUAUUGAAGAUGUAAAUGAUUAUAAAGCCGCAUUGUACUAUUGUCUUACAUUCAGCCGUCAACAACCUGUUCAUUGUAGUGCACGUAACAAUGAUACUAAUGUAAAAUGUAAUACAGUAGCAGUAAAUUCACUUGGUACUUAUCACCAUUGGGACCAGUUUGAAUUUAUGGAAGGUGAUUCUAGUAAUCAAUCAAUAUCCUCCUUGUUAUUUACAAUAUUUGUUGAAAUCUGUCUUGAUAGACUUCAUACUAACGAGAACAAUUCUAAAGAUAUAAAGAAAAUGAUUUUGAAUCUUCUGAAUAAUCCUGACUUAAAAUUUAAUUAUUCAAAGUUAUUAUCUCGUUUUCCAUCAACAUGGAACAUUCUGGAAAUCAAACCAUUUUUACAUAAUGCAUUUCGAUCUACUCUACAAGAAUGGUCAGAACUUCAGUUAGAAUAUGGUUUGACUAAAUAUAAUGCGAAAUUAUCUAUUGUUGAUCUCCCUAACAAAUCACAUUGUCUAUUAAUUAAAGAUGAUACUUUGUGUUCUGUAUGCCAUCAAUCAAUUUGUGUAUAUGGUCCAUCUGAUAGCUUUGCUUGGCUUAUUCCUAAAAACCAAGUUGUUCACACUCAUUGUUUGUCAUCUAAUCAAUGA
Molecule: messenger RNA, 3003 nt
Organism: Schistosoma mattheei
Lineage: Eukaryota; Metazoa; Platyhelminthes; Trematoda; Strigeidida; Schistosomatidae
Source: the annotation of a GenBank genome assembly